UGAAACAUUGCCGCAACGUAUUCACAAAUAUGAGAGGUCUGAACAGGUCUGUGGUUACUCUUGGAAUGCUUGCAUACCUUGUGGGUCAUGCGAUCGCGUUGCCUGUUGAGGAUGGUGCGACAGAGACCACAGCGGAGGAACAAACGAUACUCGAUUCCACAGCAUCCGAAUCGACAACAUUAGAUCCCAGCACUGAAACGGAGCCCCAAGAAAUCGACACUACACUACCUGCCCCCGUUCUAUGCGAAGAGGGCGAGGAAUUCCUAGCAGCGCCUAAGUGUCAGCAGUACUAUCAAUGCUUGUAUGGGGAGGGAGUUUUAAAACUCUGUCCAUCAGGCCUCUACUGGGACCCUUCGCUAAAUGUUUGCGGCUGGGACUCACAGUACUGUGAGAAUAUCGACGUUCCCGCUGGAACCGAGUCGCCAGAUGACUGUUCAUCUGGCCUACCGUUUCUACCCUACCUUAGUAAAAUGGCUAUAUGUGCAUUGCUUUGAAUGACGUUUUUUUUCAACACGUGUUUUCUUGAUUUA
Drosophila persimilis is the source of this 530-nucleotide messenger RNA. RefSeq names its product endochitinase. The record is from RefSeq and is a predicted model, not a curated record. NCBI's taxonomy places the organism in Eukaryota, Metazoa, Arthropoda, Insecta, Diptera, Drosophilidae. Gene Ontology annotation, molecular function: chitin binding. Gene Ontology annotation, cellular component: extracellular region. Bases 30 to 494 code for a protein of 154 amino acids. The transcript is spliced from 2 exons.